AUGGUCGGCUCCAUCCUCCGCCAGUUCUUCUCCCCGGCCACCCGCCGGCCCCUCGCCUCGGCCGUCAUCUCAACACCAAGCCGUCUCCUCAACACCCCCCGAUCCUUCACCACCUCUGCGCCCCGCGCAUUCGCCCCUACAACGGCCCGCCCCGCGACGCUGAACCAGGUCCUCCGCGGAAUUCGAAAGGGCAAGCGCGCUCGUCACGCUGUCUCCCCUGCCUUGUCCAACACGCACUGCCCGGCCCUCAAGGGCGUGUGCCUCCGUGUGGGUGUCGUCCGACCCAAGAAGCCCAACUCUGGCGAGCGCAAGACUGCUCGUAUCAAGCUCUCCACCGGCGCCCUGAUUACUGCCUACAUUCCCGGCGAGGGACACAACAUUCAGCAGCACAGUGUUGUUCUUGUGAGAGGUGGCCGAGCGCAGGAUUGUCCCGGUGUGCGAUACCGUCUCGUGCGAGGAGCUCUGGAUCUGGGUGGUGUUGCUAACCGAACAACAAGUCGAAGCAAGUUUGGUACCAAGAAGCCCAAGAAGGCCACCGUUGGUUAG
This is a messenger RNA of Fusarium keratoplasticum, 546 nucleotides long. RefSeq lists its product as uncharacterized. The record is from RefSeq and is a predicted model, not a curated record. Gene Ontology annotation, molecular function: structural constituent of ribosome. The transcript is spliced from 2 exons. NCBI's taxonomy places the organism in Eukaryota, Fungi, Ascomycota, Sordariomycetes, Hypocreales, Nectriaceae. Gene Ontology annotation, cellular component: ribosome; small ribosomal subunit. Gene Ontology annotation, biological process: translation. Bases 1 to 546 code for a protein of 181 amino acids.